Messenger RNA from Penicillium nucicola, 972 nucleotides. RefSeq names its product HpcH/HpaI aldolase/citrate lyase family protein. Lineage: Eukaryota; Fungi; Ascomycota; Eurotiomycetes; Eurotiales; Aspergillaceae. The transcript has 3 exons. The record is from RefSeq and is a predicted model, not a curated record. Bases 1 to 972 code for a protein of 323 amino acids. Gene Ontology annotation, biological process: oxaloacetate metabolic process. Gene Ontology annotation, molecular function: magnesium ion binding; catalytic activity.
AUGGCAGCCCGCAACACCCUCCGCCGUUCCCUCCUCUACGUCCCGGGCUCAUCCCAGCGCUUCCUGGACAAGUCGCGCUCACUCACAGCCGACUGUGUCGCCUACGAUCUCGAAGAUAGCGUCACACCUCACAUGAAAGCAGAAGCCCGCGGCCUAGUGCGGAGAGCACUCGACCAAACAGCACCAGCAGGAAUCCGCGAACGAGCCGUCCGAAUCAACUCUGUAGACAGUGGUCUCGCCCUGGGCGAUUUGACGGAAGUCCUCCAAUCCCCAAACCUGUCAACAAUCGUCAUUCCAAAAGUCAACUCCGCUUCAGACCUCACCUUUGUCUCGGAUGUGAUAACCCACACCCUCUCUCAACAAUCCGCUGCACAGAACCAAACACCCAGGCCACCAAUCUCCCUGCUAGCGUUAGUAGAGUCCGCCAAGUCAUUGACAAACUUAUCCCAAAUCUGCGCCGCAACGCCCCUGCUUCAAGGUCUGAUCUUCGCAGCUGAAGACUUUGCCCUGGAUCUAAGUAUAACACGCACACCAUCACUUCGAGAGUUCCUCUUCGCGCGCUCUGCAAUUGCAACGGCGGCACGGGCUGCCGAACUGCCUUCUACCAUUGACUUGGUCUGCACUGCAUUCAAGUCGGAGAGUGCCGAUGGGAGUCCGCCGGCUGUGUUGAGGGAGGAAUGUCUAGAUGGGCGGCGGCUUGGGUUUAAUGGGAAGCAGUGUAUUCACCCUAGUCAGGUGAAGGUUGCGGAUGAGAUUUUUGGGCCGGAUAUGGCUGAGACGGAGUGGGCUGUUCGCGUUGUUGUUGCUGAUGAGAAGGCUGCUAGGGCGGGACGGGGUGCUUGGACGCUUGAUGGCAAGAUGAUUGAUGUUCCUGUUGCUAUGAAGGCUAAGGCUAUUGUUAAGAAGGCCGAGGAGUGUGGGGUUAAUGUUGGGGAAUUGAGAGGGAAGUGGGAGCAUCAGGAGCCCGAAUAG